Messenger RNA from Caenorhabditis angaria, 1337 nucleotides. Lineage: Eukaryota; Metazoa; Nematoda; Chromadorea; Rhabditida; Rhabditidae. The record is from the annotation of a GenBank genome assembly.
AUGACAACGAAUCGAGCGAGCACAUCGAAAUUGAAUGUAAGUUUAGGAGGGUUGUGAGAGAGCUUUGAAAAACAAACUUAUCUUCAAAAGUUUUUAUUUUUUCUGUUCUCUUCAAAAUAAGCGAUUUCAGAGUUUCAAAGAUCUUGUCGAAAUUGGUCGCGGCGGUUUCGGCGUUGUCUAUUCGGCCAAACGGGAAAAUGGUGAGAAGGUGGCACUGAAGAAAAUCGAUGGGCGAGUCUCAAAAGAUCGUGUAUGGAAUGAGAUUAAAUCAAUGAGAUCACUCAAACAUCGUAAUAUUGUGGAAUUCUACGAAGAUUUUGUUGAUGGAAAUGAUACGUAUGUUGUAAUGGAGCUAUGCGAAUUUGGAAGUCUUCGAACGUAUGUGAAAAAUAAUGGUGGAAUCGAUGAAGAAAAAGCGGCGCAUGUUCUAAGACAAUUAAUUUCUGCAGUCACUUUUAUGCAUCGAAGGGGAGUUUUACAUAGAGAUUUAUCUGCGGGCAAUGUUUUCAUAAAAUCAAUACGAAGAGGUGCGCUAAUUGUGAAACUCGGGGAUUUUGGACUGGCUACAAAUCUGCGACACGGUGAAACUGCUUGCACAAUUGUUGGAACUCCCGGAUACAUUGCUCCUCAAGUUUUCAAUCAAGACUACGAUCAAAGUGCCGAUGUAUUCUCUUUGGGAGGUGUUUUAUAUACAAUGUUAACUGCAAGAGAUCCUCCAAGUAAGGGGCAUUUGUCAUUGAAUGGAUUGAGUCGAAACGCAGCAGAUUUAGUGGAAAAAAUGAUGCAUAUUGAUGCAAGAAAACGAAUUUCUCUGGCAGAAAUUGCGAUGAGCGAUUUUAUGAGAGAUUUGGAAGAUCCUGGAGGCACAGAAUCAUAUGCACGAUCUAUUGAAAGAAGAUCUAGAGAUGUAAGAUCAUCUAGUCAACCGCCACCAAUUCGAAGACUUAGUAUAAGUAAUCGCAAUAUUUCUGAAGUAAAACCAUUAGGCAUUUCUGAAAGAAUGAAACAAAAUGAUGAAAAUUGGCCGAUGGAUAUGGAAAGAUGUGGAGGACAACGGGUCAAAACUGCCGGAGGAAGGGUUCGUUUUUUUUUGUGUCAAAAAUUAUCUAGUCCAAUUGUUUUUAUUCCAGUACAUAGUCGAAUCCGACAAUCGAUCUCGUUUUGAAGUUGCUGCAAAGGGUGAUGUUAUUCAUCGAAUAUUGGUGGUUGAAUGUGAUUCGCUGCGAAAAUCGCAGAAAGUAUUUGUUCAUAAAAUUGCCGAAAGACGUGAAAGAUGUCGCGAGGAAAGUGAGGAUUUGAUUGAUUUGACAACAUCACCAAGUGUAUUCGGAAGGUGA